ACUGCUGGCUCUGAAAGAUAUUUGUUAGUAUUUGUUGGUGAUCACGAUGAGGUCUUUGCUGGUGUUUUGCUUGUGUUUGUAUGGAGUUUGGGCUAAACAUGAAGUUUAUGAUGGAUCUGCAGUCUACGAAGUAUCUGUCAACGAUGUUAAUGAGAUCAAAUUCAUCAACCAAUUAGAGAAUGAGUUGUUUGUUGAUGUAUGGUCUCAUGCCAUGCCUGGUCGCCCCGGUCAAGUGCUAGUUCCUAAAGACAAGAGAGAUCAAUUCGAAAGCGCCCUUAAAGAUUUUGGAUUAACAUACAAGGUUGUUCAAGAGGAUGUCAGAAAGCAAUUGGAACUUGAAGACAGACUGCUAGCAGCCGCUGCAGCAAGAAGCUCCAAGAACUCGUCCCGUCUCUCAUUCGACACCAUCCACACAUAUGAUGAGGUCGAUGCCUAUUUGGAAGAGCUUGGCAAGACAUACCCUGAUGUAGUGACUGUCGUCGUCGCCGGCAACAGCAUCGAAGGCAGACCCAUCAAGUACCUCAGAAUCUCCACUACCGACUUCCAGGAUACCAGCAAACCCAUCGUCAUGAUGCAGUCACUCCUUCACGCCCGUGAAUGGAUCACCCUCCCUGCCACUCUCUACGCCAUCCAGAAACUCGUGAUUGACGUCACUGAGUCUGAUCUCUUGCAAGAGAUCGACUGGAUCAUUCUACCCGUCGCUAACCCUGAUGGUUAUUCUUGGACUCACACUAAUUCUCGUUUCUGGAGGAAGAACCGCGCCACGGGCUUCAUGGUUGGAGACUUUUGCGCCGGUGUAGACCUCAACAGGAACUUUGACAUUCACUGGUCCACUGCCUCCAGUGGCAGCGUCUGCUCCGACACCUUCCACGGCCGCGGGCCCUUCUCCGAACCUGAAACCAAGGCCAUCCACGACGUCCUAGCCAUCUACGGAUCCCGUGUUGCCUUAUACCUGGAUAUCCAUAGCUUUGGCAGCAUGAUCCUCUUCGGCUACGGCAACGGAGUCUUACCUUCUAAUGCUUUGACUAUCAACUUGGUUGGAGUCAACAUGGCCCAAGCUAUUGACAGAGUUAAGUGGCCACAGAACAGGAAUUACAUCGUUGGUAAUAUUGCCCACGUGUUGUACGAUGCGUCCGGCGGUGCAAGUGACUACGCUAUGGUGGCUGGUGCACCUUUAUCUUACACCUUCGAAUUGCCAGCUUUCAAUAACAACCACAACACGCUUAACGGUUUCCUCGUUGACCCUGCCUUCAUUGAACAGGCUGGAUUUGAAACUUGGGAAGGUAUCAAGGUUGGAGCCAGAGCGGCUGCCUCUUACUUUAGGAAUCGCAAUUAUGUUUAAGAUUUUGAUCUAAUAGUAUAUUUAUUGAAUAAAAGACCUGAAUCAUCAAAAC
This is a messenger RNA of Trichoplusia ni (cabbage looper), 1394 nucleotides long. RefSeq names its product carboxypeptidase B-like. Bases 47 to 1342 code for a protein of 431 amino acids. Gene Ontology annotation, molecular function: zinc ion binding; metallocarboxypeptidase activity. The transcript has 6 exons. Gene Ontology annotation, biological process: proteolysis. The record is from RefSeq and is a predicted model, not a curated record. NCBI's taxonomy places the organism in Eukaryota, Metazoa, Arthropoda, Insecta, Lepidoptera, Noctuidae.